CAACUCACUGUGGUCCGAUGAGAAGUCACGUCCGAGGCACAAAAGGCGCCGCGAGCCGCACGGCGUUUAUAAACAGAGGCACAUUGCGCGUCCCUCCUCCGCGCUUCCUCCCGUAGUGGAGCGCACCACGUGCAUGCGGGGGGAUCAACGCACGCAGACCCGCUUCGUCCUGGCGUCCUCACGUGGCGGGUCGUCGCCUACAGCACACAUUUAGCGCCUGUUUGUGAUCUGAACGUAUAGAUGUGCCACGAGGAGGGAGGGGAGGAGGGGGGACGCCGCUCACGCGAGGCGGAGCUCUCCUCACCCCCUCCGCGCGCCACAUGGUCGCGUCUGACGUGUACAGAAGUACCAGCGCCCGGUCCGGAGCAGCACAGCGGCCCGGUCGGUCCAUCGAGCGAGCGGUGAUGAUGUCUGCCCCGUGCAUGUGCUCUCACAAUUUCAUUCCUUGAGCAUCUUCUGGAAAAGGACGACUGCCGCGCGCACAGACGUUUGGUGAUAAUGAAGAAGUGAUCCUCUUGGCUCCACUCGCUGAAUCUCCACAGACGCUCCCACAGAAGCAGCUCCAACGCGUGGAACCUGCACCUCCCGGCUGCCGACCAACACGUUCCGCCUUCGCCCCCGUUUGCUUUAUCAAAUGCCCAAAAACAGCAAGGCCGUCAAGAGAGAGCUUGACGACGAUGUCCAAGAGUCCGUCAAAGACCUGCUUUCCAACGAGGACGCCUGCGACGAGGCCUUCAAGAAGAGCUCGCUGAUGGUCGGCGCUGAUGGAGGCGACGGGAAGCGGCGCGACGCGGAGGACGGCGGCUCCGACGGCGGCUCCGACGGCGAGGAGGAGGAGCGGCCGGCCUGGAACAGCAAGCUGCAGUACAUCCUGGCCCAGGUGGGCUUCUCCGUGGGCCUGGGCAACGUGUGGAGGUUCCCCUACCUGUGUCAGAAGAACGGAGGCGGCGCCUACCUGGUGCCCUACCUCAUCCUGCUGGUGCUCAUCGGCAUCCCGCUCUUCUUCCUGGAGCUCGCCGUGGGCCAGCGCAUCCGCCGCGGCAGCAUCGGGGUGUGGAACUACAUCAGCCCUCGUCUGGGCGGCAUCGGCUUCGCCAGCUGCGUGGUGUGCUUCUUCGUGGCGCUCUACUACAACGUCAUCAUCAGCUGGAGCCUCUUCUACUUCUCCCAGUCCUUCCAGCAGCCUCUGCCGUGGCGCGAGUGUCCCCUCGUCAAGAACAAGACCAGUACAUAUGUGGUGCCCGAGUGUGAGAAGAGCUCCGCCACCACCUUCUACUGGUACCGCGAGGCGCUGGACAUCUCCAACAGCAUCUCCGAGGGCGGAGGACUCAACUGGAGGAUGACCGUGUGCCUGCUGGUGGCCUGGUCCAUGGUCUGCCUCGCCAUGAUCAAGGGGAUCCAGUCCUCCGGGAAGGUGAUGUACUUCAGCUCCCUGUUCCCGUACCUGGUCUUGUUCUGCUUCCUGAUUCGGGCUCUGCUCCUGAAGGGCUCCACCGACGGGAUCCGACACAUGUUCACACCCAAGCUGGAGAUCAUGCUGGAGGCCAAGGUGUGGCGCGAGGCGGCCACGCAGGUCUUCUUCGCGCUCGGCCUGGGCUUCGGCGGCGUCAUCGCCUUCUCCAGCUACAACAAGCGCGACAACAACUGCCACUUCGACGCCGUCCUGGUGUCGCUCAUCAACUUCUUCACGUCGGUGCUGGCCACCCUGGUGGUGUUCGCCGUGCUGGGCUUCAAAGCCAACAUCCUGAACGACAAAUGCAUUGCACUAAACUUCAAUAGGACUGUGACGUAUCUGCUGGAGAACGGCACCAGCCCCAGUCACCCGCUCCUCAGCGCCAGCGCAGACAACUACCACAAGCUGACGGAGAACUUCACGCAGUCGGACUUCCAGAGGCUGGGACUGGAUCCCUGCAGCAUCGAGGACGAGCUCAAUAAGGCCGUCCAGGGCACCGGCCUGGCCUUCAUCGCCUUCACGGAGGCCAUGACCCACUUCCCCGCGUCGCCCUUCUGGUCCGUCAUGUUCUUCCUGAUGCUGGUGAACCUCGGCCUCGGCAGCAUGUUCGGCACCAUCGAGGGAAUCCUCACGCCGCUGAUCGACACCUUCAAAGUCCGCAAGGAGCUCCUCACAGUGGGGUGCUGCGUCCUGGCCUUUUCCAUCGGGCUCCUGUUUGUUCAGCGCUCAGGGAACUAUUUUGUGGCCAUGUUUGACGACUACUCGGCGACGCUGCCUCUGCUCAUCGUGGUCAUUCUGGAGAACGUGGCCAUCGCUUGGAUCUACGGCAUCGACAAGUUCUUUGAAGACCUGAAGGACAUGCUGGGCUUCACGCCGUACCGCUUCUACUACUACAUGUGGAAGUACAUCACGCCCAUCCUGCUGCUGGUGCUCCUGUGCUCCAGCUUCAUCCAGCUGACCCGGACGCCUCCCAGCUACAGUGCCUGGAUCGAGGAAGAGGCCAGAGAGCUGACGCUGUACUUCCCCCCGUGGGGCAUCGUGGUGUGCAUCUCGCUGGUGCUCAUGGCCGUGCUGCCGGUGCCCGUGGUCUUCGGCCUGCGCUACUUCCACCUCAUCAGCGAGGACGCCGGCGGCCGCUCCACCGUCUCCUACAAGAAGGGGCGCAUCAUCAAGGAGACGGCGCAGCCGGGCGAGGACGACGACGCCAGCCUGAUCCAGGGCAGGUCCCCCAGCGAGGCGCCCUCCCCCCGGCCGGCCAGCAGCAUCUACCGCAAGCAGAGCAGCAACGGGGGCCCGGACGUGGACACGGCCCCCAACGGCCGCUACGGCAUCGGGUACCUGAUGGCCGACAUGCCCGACAUGCCCGAGUCGGACCUGUAGACUGAUACCAUAGCUGCUCUCCAACUGUUGACACUGAACCUUUGUGAGCUGAAGGCGUGGGAGUGGACGUCAUCCCCGUCCGACCCUGGGCUUUGAGGCAGCCUGAUUCUCUGUGCUCUGCUCCCUCCUGCACAUCCUGCAGGUGUAAGCAAUAAGGUGGACCCUCCACCAGGCCUACAGUGCCUGAGGAGGAGCGGGUCGGGGUUAGAGAGCUUCCGUCUGCUUUGAGUCCUCUGUAAGAGAUGACGCGUGAAACAUGAUCCAUAGCUGCUGGGAAAAGUCUGGGACGGAACCAGGACUGAAGGCGGAAGCGUGCCUAAGUCAUUUAUAUUUGUUUAUAGAAUACAAGACGGAUGCUGUAUAUUUGGGGUAUUCUGUAAAUAUAAUAUAAAUAUUUUAAAUAUAUUUAUGUUAAUAGUUUGGCUAUCAACACCAUGUUUUUAAGGUUCAGGAGUUCUUCAAGUUCGUAACUGAUCUGUUUUUUUUACUAUGUGCUCGAUGUCAGUGUUUGUGAGGAACACGUCCUCGCUGUAAAUAACUUUUUCCAUUAAAUGGCUUCAGAUGCAAAUGUCAAACGUCUUCUUCCUCCAUCAAGAUUAAAGAUCAAGUAUGGUCCAUACCCUCAAA
This is a messenger RNA of Betta splendens (Siamese fighting fish), 3460 nucleotides long. It is a transcript of the gene slc6a15, whose product is annotated as solute carrier family 6 member 15. Gene Ontology annotation, molecular function: proline:sodium symporter activity. The transcript is spliced from 13 exons. Lineage: Eukaryota; Metazoa; Chordata; Actinopteri; Anabantiformes; Osphronemidae. The record is from RefSeq and is a predicted model, not a curated record. The coding region runs from base 635 to 2833 and encodes 732 amino acids. Gene Ontology annotation, biological process: L-leucine transport; sodium ion transmembrane transport. Gene Ontology annotation, cellular component: plasma membrane.